Messenger RNA from Lolium rigidum, 402 nucleotides. Its product is annotated as putative ripening-related protein 7. Lineage: Eukaryota; Viridiplantae; Streptophyta; Magnoliopsida; Poales; Poaceae. The coding region runs from base 1 to 402 and encodes 133 amino acids. The transcript has a single exon. The record is from RefSeq and is a predicted model, not a curated record.
AUGGCCAACUCCACCAUUGUCCCGCUACUUUUCGGCAUCCUUGUCUGUCUCCAGGUGUCGAGCGCUGUUUCCAAGCUGCUCGUCAACGUCCCGGCGGUGAUGACGCUGAACGGCUUCCAGCAAGGUGAGGGGGGCGGCGGGCCGGCGGCGUGCGACGGCCAGUAUCACAGCGACGAAGAGUUCAUCGUGUCCCUGUCCUCUGAGUGGUUCGACGGCGGGGCACGGUGCGGCAGGCUGAUCAAUAUCCAGGGCCCUUCCAACCUUCACAUCCUUGCCACGGUGGUGGAUGAGUGCCGUGACUGCGACAACGAGGUCGGCGCGUCCGCCCACAUCUGGCGUGACUUCAAUCUUGACCCCAGCGUCGGCGAGGUGAGCAUCAGCUUCUCGGACAUCUUCGAAUGA